Messenger RNA from Vidua macroura (Pin-tailed whydah), 5529 nucleotides. It is a transcript of the gene BRI3BP, whose product is annotated as BRI3 binding protein. The transcript is spliced from 3 exons. Bases 1 to 723 code for a protein of 240 amino acids. Gene Ontology annotation, cellular component: mitochondrion. NCBI's taxonomy places the organism in Eukaryota, Metazoa, Chordata, Aves, Passeriformes, Viduidae. The record is from RefSeq and is a predicted model, not a curated record.
AUGGCGGCGGCGCGGCGGGUGCAGCUGCGGGCGCUGCUGCUGCUGCUGCUGCUGCUGCUGCUCGGCGCGGCGGGGCCCGGCGCUCGGGCCGCGCGGAGCCGCGGGGCCGACCGCCAGAACAGCCUCCGCCGCGCCGCCAGCGGCCUCUACCAGGGCGUCAGCGGCCUCUUCGGCGAGGACAACGUGCGGGCCCUGCAGAAGUUUUUCUCAAGGUUGACAGAGAGGUUUGUGAAUGGGGUGGAUGUAUUAAUGGACACAUUCUGGAGAAUAUGGACUGAUUUGUUAGAUGUUCUUGGAAUUGAUGCCUCCAACCUGACUCAUUAUUUCAGCCCGGCAGCGAUUGCCAACAACCCGACCCGCGCCCUCCUGCUGAUCGGUGCCAUUCUACUGGCCUACUGGUUUUUAUCUCUCUUCCUUGGAUUCUUCUUCUAUCUCCUGCACAUGCUGUUUGGCCGCUUCUUCUGGAUCGCCAGGGUGGCCCUGUUCACCCUGUCCUGUGUGUACAUCCUGCAGAAGUACGAGGGCGACCCGGAGCACGCCGUGCUGCCCCUCUGCUUCGUCGUAGCCGUCUACUUCAUGACGGGGCCGGUUGGGUUUUACUGGAGAAGAAACAGCAACAGCAGCCUGGAGGAGAAGAUGGACCACCUGGAUAGUCAGAUCAGACUGCUGAACAUCCGCCUUUCCAGGGUGAUCGAGAACCUGGACAGGGGCAGCGAGCAGUGAACCCGCCCCUACUCACCACUCUACACCAGCUCUGGAAAAAUCCUAAGCACUGUCUCAUCCGAAGUUACAAAGCAACAAAACAUCACAUGGUAAAAAGUGUGCGAAGUUAUAACUUUCCAUCGUGUCUAAGACUUAAUUUGUCUAGGUUAAACACUCAGCCGUUAGACUUCUAGGAGAAAGGAAAAAACAUUUACAAAAUUCAGCUGUAUAUUCAGAGUUUUAUCCAGUACUAGAAUUUUCUCAGUAGAUAAACGCUUACUUUUACAAGCAUUUAAAAGCAUCUUUUGUAAAGUUUUUAUAAAAGCAAAUUGAGUAGUCUUUCAGAUAUUGAAAUUGAGUUAAACAUAUGCAAAUUUGACACUUUAACAGUUAAAAAGAAAAAAAAAAAAUCUCAAGCUACCAAGCACUUCCAUUGAGAAGUAACUGCUGUGGGUCCAUAUUUUUUCUUCAGAGUUGUGAAUGUUUUUCUGUUUUUGUUGGCUUAUUCCAUUGCCUUGAAGUUGCCUUUCAUAGAGUAUCAGAUGAGGAAUUUUCUGGUAUCCAGGCCAAAAAAUUCACACCAUAGCUUUUAACAGGAGGUGGGGAAUGAGGGAGAAGGAAGAUCUGAAGUCCUUAAAUGCCAGUCCAAUGUGAGGAAGCACACGUGUGGCAUUUUAUCAUUGCAUUUCAUCCCGAGAACUUUAAUUUGUUAGUGUCUGGAAGGAAAUCUGCUUUAAUAAAUUGGCACAGAAGGAAGAUGUAGCGCGACAAAUUGUAAUUCAUAUUCGAUCUGCACAGUGAAGCAUUGGCCAAGCUUAAGUACAUAGACUAAAACAUGGCUUUUAAUCUCAGGACCCACUCUCAGAACCUUCUCAGAAAAGGCAGCAGAUGAAACACGUGCAAAUGUAUUGUUGCUUAAAGCUUUCUCAGGACCAAUCAGCGGCAAUAAAUUACCUUCAGGAAGAUCUGGAUUUUUUUCUAAAAUUACAAUAGUUUUAUAGGAGCUUUUUGCUUGAAGUCUAUGUCCUCAUUAGGUUUUGGGAAAAGCGAGUCACCUUUAAGAGGAGGGUGCAGGAAACGGUUCUCUUUCAAAGCCGUGGAGCUUUGGAGCAAUUUUAUUUUGCAGAGUUUCUGUAUUUCUUAGAGCUAACGAGCUUGGUAGGGCAUCACUGGCUGUGCUGGUUUACUGAAACAAAGGUAACCUCAGGGAAGGAAGUCUGGAAUGUGGUUUCACCUGGAAGCAGCAGCAUCCAAGGACACAGACGUGAGGAGGGAAGGGAAGCACCUACCCCUAGUGAUGAGCACAGUUCUGAUACCACGAGGGGUAGGAUGGAGCACAGCUGGAGCAUUCCAUAUUCCAUAGGGUCCAAACGAACAACUACAUCAAAAAGCGCAACAAAAAUUGGUCUGGGAUGGGGCCUGGCCACAAAGCAAGGGAGUGAGGAGGAGGAGGAGGUUCCCCAGGUGUGCCUGCCAGUGCCAGCUCUGGUGGGACAGGCUGGGGCAGCUGAGCACAGCUUGUUCUUCCACUGGGCAAAGCUUCUGGAUGUGAUGCUUAACUGAAUGUAACUGUGGGGCGAAUUUAUUUUUCUCUUUGUGCUGGAGUUUAAUGUUCUUGAAAUAUGUGUAUUACUUGCCUAACCUCUUUGGGUCUGUGUGUGGCAUUUCCAUGGGGGUUAUUUUUAAAUCCAUGUUAAUGGCCUUUACUCCUGGUGAUCACUUCGGUUCAACACGGUUGAAGUUCAUAUGCACUUGGCACGGUUGGAAUGCAUUUUAAUUUUUUAUGUCACCUGUAAAUCCCCCUGCACCCCAUUUAUUAACAAGUACAUGGUUUAGAGUUGUUAAAUAACUGGUUAUCACAACUUAAAAUCUUUCCUGUGAUCAGAUAGGGACUAUGGCAACAAAUAGUCCAUUUUGUCAAGCUGAAAAUGUAAAUUACAGUAAAUUCCUUUUUUCAGCUCAUUUUCCAUAUUAUUACAGAGUCUUCCCUGUAGACUCAGUUCUCCCUACUGUUGUGCACAGAGGACUGGGCUGAAAUGCCAACCUGGAAAUUAGGAGUUGACUAGUAAAGCUUGUCAGGUCUUGAUGUGUUUUGCCAAAUUUGAGACCUGAGGACCAAAGUUUGCAAACCAUGCUCAUGUGAGUGGCUCCAUCGCCUUCUUGGGACAAUGUGCAUGGGUCAGUUUGCAUAGAUUGUAUUUUGUGUAAUCCAUAUUUAACGUUAAAGUUAAAAAUACUGAACAUUUAUAUAUUGAGAGUUGUCUAUGAUAAAGAUUUCUUUGAAAGUAUUAUAUAAAUGUUAAUUUGGAUUAUAGUUUCUCCCUGUCUCACUCUAAUAAUUUAUCUUAGUUUUGUAAAAUCAGCCCUCCUAUAUUGAUAUUCUUUAUUUCGAUCACCCUGCUGCUUGAAAAAUGGUAUUUUUAUAUUUACUUGCAUCCCAUGUAUAGCAAAAUGUUAUGUGAAAAGCAGUAUAUAUAAAAUUGGGUAUUUUUAAUCAGUAUUUUUCCCAGCACUCAGUUUUCACAUUAGUCAAAUUCAGAAGUAACGAUUUUUUUAAAGCACAAUCUAAUCUUCAAUAUAUAUAUACAUAUAUAUAAAUAUAUAUACUUUAAAAAUGCUCUGUAUUUUUAAACAUGCACUGUAGUGAAAGCGCUUUUGGGGACAUGAAUGUGGUAUUGUAUUUAAUCUCUUUCAACUUUUGUAAAUACCUUUUACAAGUGUUUUCCAUACUGGGCCAUCUAGUUUAUCCAUGGAGGUUUUUGCUGUUUUUUAGAAACCCGUGCCAGUGGCUGCACUGCUUUUGUAUCCCACAGAGCAUCUCAGAGACUGGCAGGGCUCUGUGUCACCUGUGGGCAAACCGAGCCUGGCAGGUAACACCUGCAGGGGUGGCACGGGACAGCCCUCAGCAGUGACACCUGUCCUAGGUGAGGAUGGCACUGAACAACCCUCAGCAGUGACACCUGUCCUAGGUGAGGAUGGCACGGGACAACCCUCAGCAGUGACACCUGUCCUAGGUGAGGAUGGCAUGGGACAACCCUCAGCAGUGACACCUGUCCCAGGGCAGGGAUGGCACUGGACAACCCUCAGCAGUGACACCUGUCCUAGGUGAGGAUGGCAUGGGACAACCCUCAGCAGUGACACCUGUCCUAGGUGAGGAUGGCACGGGACAACCCUCAGCAGUGACACCUGUCCUAGGUGAGGAUGGCAUGGGACAACCCUCAGCAGUGACACCUGUCCCAUGGCAGGGAUGGCACGGGACAACCCUCAGCAAUGACACCUGUCCCAGGGCAGGGAUGGCACUGGACAACCCUCAGCAGUGACACCUGUCCCAUGGCAGGGAUGGCACUGGACAACCCUGGUAGCUUCAGCUUUUUGCCGUGACUUCAUGGAGCUCUGCCACAGCCACGCCCGCGGUGCCCUGCUGGGAGCUGCUGCUGGGGCACAGGUGACACAGGGACAGCCUCACCUGGCUGCUCCUGCAGGACACAUCCUGCUCCUGGACCUUCCUGCGGCUGCUGGAGAACCCAUCCCUGUGUGAGCAGCUGGCACAAGCCCCAAGGAUGGGCUCUGGCUGCCCGGGAUCGGGAACUCGAUGGCGUUCUGAGGGUUUUCACCUGCCUGCUCUGGGAGCCAGCCUCUGGAAUCCUGCAGUGCUCUUCCCAUUCCUGAGGAUUUUCACCUGCCUGCUCUGGGAGCCAGCCUCUGGAAUCCUGCAGUGCUCUUCCCAUUCCUGAGGAUUUUCACCUGCCUGCUUUAGGACCCAGCCUUUGGAAUCCUGCAGUGCUCUUCCAGCUCUGGGAGCCAGCCUUUGGAAUCCUGCAGUGCUCUUCCCAUUCCUGAGGGUUUUCACCUGCCUGCUUUAGGACCCAGCCUUUGGAAUCCUACAGUGCUCUUCCCAUUCCUGAGGGUUUUCACCUGCCUGCUUUAGGACCCAGCCUUUGGAAUCCUGCAGUGCUCUUCCUAUUCCUGAGGGUUUUCACCUGCCUGCUUUAGGACCCAGCCUCUGGGGUCCUGCCGUGCUCUUCCUGCCCUCGCAGGGCGGCUCCCCUGGACGCACACACCUGUAGAUACCCGAGUGUCCUGUGGAAUGUGACGCUUCCCCAGUGGUUUUGGGUGUCAGAGUGCAGUGUAAAACCUGGCGUGGCUCAGUGCUGUGCUUCUAGCGCCUCCUUCACUUCGUGGUUUGCUUCUCAAGACUCGUUGCAUCGUCGGUGUGGAAAAUAGACCAGUAUCAACCUUAGCUCUUCGGUGGUGUAGAAGUGUUUCAGUGUGGUUUGCCUCACAUACUGAUCCGUAUUUGGCAGCUAAUGGCGUUAAGUGACCAUGAGUUCUCUUUGUCUGGGUUGGAAAAUAAAAGGUUUUAUUGUAUCCGCAUGUAUUUUAAACUUUUUGGAUAAUUCCAUCGACCUGUGAUGACAGCACAUGUAAAAACCGAUCUUUUCCUUUUAUUCAGAAGUUAUAUUUGCUGUGGUAGCACUUGUUGUUGGCACUGAUGGUAGUGAUUUCACGUCCUGUUUUGUACAUCAGGUUUCAUGAUUACAGUGUUUAAGUUUGUACAAUUGUUCAUGUAAAAAUGAUUUGGUCUGAAGAGAUGCCGUGUGUUCACUUCUGAUCCUAGACACAUACGAGAUCCUACUGGUAAUACUGUUAAGUAGUUACAACUGUACCAGACUUAUUUUUUACAGAGCUUUACAUGCCUUUAUUUAUUCCUUUAUCGGACCAUCCAAACCAUGUACUCCGUAGUUCAGUAUUUGUAGACCAGUUUCACAAAUCAACUUAAGGUUAAUUGUGGCAAAGCUUCGAAUAAAUGUUUACUGAGACUUUGCA